Anolis carolinensis (green anole) is the source of this 2290-nucleotide messenger RNA. It is a transcript of the gene fubp1, whose product is annotated as far upstream element binding protein 1. Gene Ontology annotation, molecular function: mRNA binding. Lineage: Eukaryota; Metazoa; Chordata; Lepidosauria; Squamata; Anolidae. Gene Ontology annotation, biological process: regulation of DNA-templated transcription. Gene Ontology annotation, cellular component: nucleus; cytoplasm. The record is from RefSeq and is a predicted model, not a curated record. The transcript has 22 exons. Bases 87 to 2132 code for a protein of 681 amino acids.
CGCAGGAAUGUGAAAGGAUCCCGCCCGCCGCCAUUUUCUUUCUUUCUUGGCAGGCAGAGCGCGCGGUAGGAAGCGGCGGAGAGGAGAUGUCGGAUUACUCGACUGUGCCCCCUCCUUCCUCGGGCGCGCCCGGCGGAGGCGGAGGAGGCGGUGGGGCCGUCAAUGACGCUUUUAAAGACGCGCUGCAACGGGCGAGGCAGAUUGCAGCAAAAAUUGGAAACGAAUCAGGGACAUCAGUGAAUUCAAAUGAUUACAGCUAUGGGGGACAAAAAAGACCUCUUGAAGAUGGAGAUGGCUCUUGGACAAGUCCGAGCAGUACAACACACUGGGAGGGAAUGCCCUCUCCUUUUAAAGAUCAACCAGAGCCUAAGAAGGUUGCUCCUCCAAAUAAUGAUUCUUUUGGAAACCAGAUGCCACCCAUGCAUCAACAACAGAGAUCUGUGAUGACAGAAGAAUACAAAGUUCCUGAUGGAAUGGUUGGAUUCAUAAUUGGCAGAGGAGGAGAACAAAUCUCUCGCAUACAGCAAGAAUCUGGAUGCAAAAUACAGAUUGCGCCAGAUAGUGGCGGGAUGCCUGAAAGAUCUUGCAUGUUAACUGGAACUCCAGAAUCAGUACAGUCUGCAAAGAGAUUGCUUGAUCAGAUAGUUGAAAAGGGAAGACCUACACCAGGAUUCCAUCAUGGUGAUGGUCCAGGAAAUGCAGUCCAGGAAAUUAUGAUCCCAGCAAGCAAAGCAGGAUUGGUUAUCGGAAAGGGUGGAGAGACAAUAAAGCAACUACAGGAGAGAGCAGGCGUUAAGAUGGUCAUGAUUCAAGAUGGACCACAGAACACUGGAGCAGACAAACCUCUCAGGAUCACAGGAGAUCCUUACAAAGUUCAACAAGCAAAGGAAAUGGUUUUAGAUCUCAUUCGUGAUCAAGGUGGUUUUAGAGAGGUGCGCAAUGAAUAUGGAUCAAGAAUAGGAGGCAAUGAAGGGCUAGAUGUUCCAAUACCACGAUUCGCUGUUGGGAUUGUAAUUGGAAGAAAUGGAGAAAUGAUAAAAAAGAUACAGAACGAUGCUGGUGUGAGGAUCCAGUUUAAACCAGAUGAUGGAACAACUCCUGACAGAAUAGCACAAAUCACAGGACCUCCAGACAGAUGCCAGCAUGCAGCAGAAAUUAUUACAGACCUCCUUCGAAGUGUUCAGGCUGGCAAUCCUGGUGGCCCAGGGCCUGGAGGUCGUGGAAGAGGUAGAGGUCAGGGCAAUUGGAACAUGGGACCCCCUGGUGGACUGCAAGAAUUCAAUUUUAUUGUGCCCACGGGAAAGACUGGAUUAAUUAUUGGGAAAGGUGGUGAAACUAUCAAGAGCAUUAGCCAACAAUCUGGUGCUAGAAUAGAACUUCAAAGGAAUCCUCCACCGAAUGCAGACCCUAACAUGAAAUUGUUUACUAUCCGGGGGACACCACAACAGAUUGAUUAUGCUCGUCAGCUCAUAGAAGAAAAGAUUGGAGGUCCGGUGAAUCCAUUGGGUCCCCCUGUGCCACAUGGGCCUCAUGGGGUUGUUCCUGGGCCACACGGGCCUCCUGGGCCGCCUCCAGGAGCCCCAAUGGGGCCUUACAAUCCAGCUCCUUACACCCCUGGCCCUCCUGGUCCAGCACCUCAUGGUCCUCCAGCACCAUAUGCACCACAAGGAUGGGGUAAUGCUUACCCACACUGGCAGCCACCAAAUCCUCCUGACCCUGGCAAGCCAACAGAUCCUAAUUCUGCAGCGUGGGCAGCUUAUUAUGCUCAUUAUUACCAGCAGCAGGCACAGCCGCCACCUGCAGCUCCGCCUAGUGCUCCACCAGCCACUCAGACCAACGGGCAAGGAGAUCAGCCAAAUCCAGCCCCAGCAGGACAGGUAGAUUAUACCAAGGCAUGGGAAGAAUACUAUAAAAAAAUGGGUCAACCAGGGCAGCCACAAGAUUAUUCAAAGGCUUGGGAGGAAUAUUACAAGAAGCAAGGCCAGGCCGUUCCCGCUCCAGCCGGAGCCCCACCCACAGGCCAGCCGGAUUAUAGCGCCGCUUGGGCUGAAUACUAUAGACAGCAGGCGGCCUAUUAUGCCCAGACAAGUCCACAAGGAAUGCCGCAACACCCUCCAGCACCACAGGUAUAACAGUCUUGAAUAACAUGGGGCCAAUAAUAAGAAGUGGACAAUACAGUAUUUGCUUCAUUAUGUGGGGGAAAAAACCUUUGUUAAAUGUAUGGAUGCAGACGCCUUGAUGAAGAUCAUAAUUUUUGUUUGGUUAAAAAAAAUAGUGUUUUUGAAAAUGU